Erinaceus europaeus (western European hedgehog) is the source of this 1875-nucleotide messenger RNA. Its product is annotated as melanoma-associated antigen B4-like. NCBI's taxonomy places the organism in Eukaryota, Metazoa, Chordata, Mammalia, Eulipotyphla, Erinaceidae. Gene Ontology annotation, biological process: negative regulation of transcription by RNA polymerase II. Gene Ontology annotation, cellular component: nucleus. The record is from RefSeq and is a predicted model, not a curated record.
AUGAAGGCCAGGAACAACUUCCCCGAGACCCCCAGCAGACCCUCUGACACCUGGAGCUGGCGUGGGGGCUGCACUGGAAGACCCUCCUUAACCAGCACGGUGAAGGUGCCAAAGGUUCUAGCCAAGAUCGAUGCUGUGGAGACCACUUCCUUCCCCAAUCAGUAUGAGGAGGCUUUAGGGAUGAGGAAGACACAGCAAGAGCGAGACCCUCAACCAAGGCAGCUACUGCUGCCACAGCCAGUGCACCUUCCGGGGCCAAGAUGCCUUGUGAGCACUGAGACCCACCAAAACUCUGGUGAUAAUUUAAAAAAAGUAAAUCUUUUGGAGCAGUUCCUGCUGUACAAGUUCCAGCUGAAGCAGCCCAUCCUGAAGGCAGAAAUGCUGAAGAUCUUGGGCUACAGGUACCAAAACCGCUUCCUGGAGAUGCUGAAGAAAGCCUCUGAGCGCAUUGAGACCCUGUUUGCAGUGCGCGUGCAAGAAGUGGACUCAGUGACCCAAGCCUAUGACCUAGUGAGUGAGCUCAAGCUCCCCAACCACGGCAGGGUGUGCCCUGGCAGAGGGCUGCCCAAGUCCGGGCUCCUCAUGCAUGUCCUGGGCAUGAUCUUCCUGAAGGGCAACUGCGCCAGCGAGGAAGACAUCUGGAGGGUGCUGGGCACCAUGCAGGUGUUCCCGGGCAGGAAGCACAACAUCUACGGGGAGCCCCGCAAGCUCCUCACCAAGGAUCUGGUGAGGCUGCAGUACCUGGAGUACCGCCCGGUGCCCAACACUCAGCCCCCUCGCUACCAGUUCCUGUGGGGCCCCAAAGCCCAUGCUGAGACCAGCAAGAUGAGCGUGCUGCAGUUCAUGGCCAAGAUCAAGGGCACGGUGCCCAGCUCCUUCUCACCCCAGUACCAAGAGGCUCUGCGUGAGCAGGCAGAGAGAGCCCUGGCCCGGAGCUUAGCUGGCUCCAGGGCCAAGAUCUGGGGCAUAGCUGGCUCCAGGGCCAAGGCACAGGGCACAGCUGGCUCCAGGGCCAAGGCACAGGGUGCACCUGGCUCCAGCGACAAGGCACAGGGUGCAGCUGGCUCCAGCGCCAAGGCCCGAGCCCUGACAGAGUCCGACACUGAGUACAGUUCCAACCAGGGCAGGUCAUUCAGUGAAGCUAUGGAAAUGGAGGCUAAGCUGUUAGAGCAGUUCAUGCUACACAGUUAUCAGCUGAAACAGCACAGCAUGCUGGAAGACAUGCAGAGAAUGGUGAACCCAGCUUUUGCAGCUUACUUUGAUGACAUCUUAAUGAUAGCCUCUGAACACAUUGAGACGCAUUUUGCCAUGCACGUUGAGGAGAUAGAUCCUGUGCUCCAUGCCUAUGACCUGGUGACUCAGCUGCAGCUUCCAUAUAACAGCAGGGUGCACCCCGGCUGCGGACUGCCCAAGACCGGACUGCUCAUGUACGUCCUGGGGCUCAUCUUCACCAAGGGCAGUCAUGCCACCGAAGAGGAGAUAUGGGCGUUUCUGAGCAUGAUGAGCAUCUACCCCGGCCAGAAACACCACAUUUAUGGGGAGCCCCACAAGCUCCUCACACAAGACCUGGUGCAGCUGCAGUACCUGGAGUACCACCCCGUGCCCCACACCCAGCCCCGCCGCUACCAGUUCCUGGGGGGCCCCAAAGCCCAGGCUGAGAUCCGCAAAAUGAGGGUCCUGGAGUUUAUCGCAAAGGUUAAUGGCAAAGAGCCAACCGAUUACCUGGCCCAAUACCAAGAAGCUGUCCAAGAUGAGCAGGCCAGAACCCAGGCUCAAGUUGCCGCCAGGGCUGCCUGCACAUCUAACACCAGGAUGUGUCCCUAUGCCUGGGCACAACCUGCUACCACACUGGUCAUGUCACCGGGUUCUCUCUAG